GACGUCGCGUUUAGUAUAUUUCCACGCUUGACAAGGGCUCGCACACCGAAAUCCGACCUGCUCUAACGCCGAACGUCGGAUAAAACCCAAGCCCCACAGACACACGGCACGUCCCAAGACGGUCCUGAACUACAUUUCACCUUGUUCUGACGCAACCACACCAGGAUGAAGUCAAUGAUUUUCCAGUUGGGUCGCAGCCUGAGGAGCUCGGCGCCGCUAGGCGGCCUCCGUGGCGUCUACUCGGCGGCGCGUCCCGGCGUCACACGCAAGCUGGAACAGCCGCUCACCUCCGAGGAGAUUUACGCCCGCGAGGAGAAGUACGGCGCGCACAACUACCAUCCCCUGCCUGUGGCGCUGCAGCGGGGCGAGGGAAUCUUUGUUUGGGACGUUGAAGGCAGCCGCUACUUUGACUUCCUGAGCGCCUACAGCGCCGUGAAUCAGGGCCACUGCCACCCCAAGAUCAUUGCAGCCCUCACCGCCCAAGCCUCCAUGCUCACGCUGACCUCCCGAGCUUUCUACAAUGACGUGCUGGGCGCCUACGAGGAGUACGUCACCACCAUGUUUGGCUACGACAAGGUCUUACCCAUGAACACCGGUGUGGAAGGCGGCGAGACGGCCUGCAAGCUGGCUCGGAAGUGGGCCUACAAUGUGAAGGGCGUCCCCAAGAACAAAGCCAAGAUUGUUUUUGCCGAUGGAAACUUCUGGGGCCGCACCCUGGCAGCCAUCUCCAGCUCCACUGACCCCAGCAGCUACGAAGGCUUUGGCCCUUUCAUGCCCGGAUUUGAGCUCGUUCCCUUCAACGACAUUCCCGCACUUGAGAAAGCCCUGCAAGACCCGCACGUCGCCGCCUUCAUGGUGGAGCCCAUCCAGGGCGAGGCGGGCGUGCUGGUGCCCGACGACGGCUACCUGACCCAGGUCCGGGAGCUGUGCACACGGCACAACGUGUUGUGGAUCGCCGACGAGGUGCAGACAGGUUUGGCGCGUACCGGGCGGCGUCUGGCCGUGGAUCAUGAGCAAGCACGUCCGGAUAUUGUCAUUCUGGGAAAAGCGCUUUCGGGAGGUGUUUACCCUGUCUCUGCCGUGCUGUGCGAUGAUGAGAUCAUGCUGACCAUCAAGCCCGGGGAGCACGGGUCCACGUACGGCGGGAACCCCGUCGCCUGUCGGGUGGCCAUCGCUGCCCUCGAGGUAUUGGAGGAGGAGAAGCUGGCAGAGAACGCCGAGCGGAUGGGACAGCUGCUGCGCUCGGAGCUAAGGAAGCUGCCGUCCGACAUUGUGACCGCGGUGCGGGGCAAGGGCCUACUCAACGCCGUCGUCAUCAAACAAACCAAAGAAUACGACGCGUGGAAGGUGUGCCUGCGCCUCCGCGAUCACGGCCUGCUGGCGAAGCCCACCCACGGCGACAUCAUCCGCCUGGCCCCGCCCCUUACCAUCAACGAGUCUCAGCUGAGAGAGUGCAUCGACAUCAUCCACAGAACUGUCGCGGCGCUCUAGAAAGUCCAACUAGCAGUCAUGUGGCUUUGCUUUUGUUUUUGGUGAGUCGCCCCCCCCCCAGUAUUAACCGUACAGGCCAUCUGAGCUUAAAGUAAAAUCCCCACGCAAUUGUCGCCCUGCCACUACAAAAGUUUAUACUGUGCUCUGGUUGGCUAAAGAUCCCACAAGAUAGUGUCCAAGGGCUACUACUUUUGUUCAAAAUGAAACUUCUCCAAGCACUUUAUCCCCAAAAUAUGAAUGACGCGUUGUGCAUGUCGACCAGCAAACAUGCAGGGAUAAAUAAACCCGAUUCGAGGACUCAAGAAGGCAUUUGCAGAUUGAUACUGACACCUGCUGAUGUUUCAUUGCUUAAGUUGCGAUAAAAGUAAGAGAAAAAUUAAAAAGUAAAACCACUAAGACUUUGACGACAACCGAGAGAGAACAUUUUUGCACAAUGAUAAUGUCACCUAGUGGUGUUGAAGACCUGCUGUUCUAAUUCAUUGUUUAAAAUAAAAUUGAAAAAUAUUAUUUUACUACUUUUCCUUCAAAGAUGGAAACGGCAGCAUGAACCUGAAAGUUUUUUGUUGGACUAUGAAGGUGUGCUAGGGGUGCACACAGAAGCAUGUCAAGGAGCAGAAUUUAAAACUUGUUUUUCUUGAAUAGUCAUUUCAUUCUGGUGGAUGGCACUUUUAAGUGAGCAGAACGAGGGUUGCAUCUUAUUUUCUUUUCCAAGGCCAGGCUUUUGUUACGUGCAAGAAAAAAAAAUGCAAUAAAUUCUUGCAGCCA
This is a messenger RNA of Hippocampus comes (tiger tail seahorse), 2256 nucleotides long. RefSeq names its product ornithine aminotransferase (gene oat). Gene Ontology annotation, molecular function: L-ornithine transaminase activity; pyridoxal phosphate binding; identical protein binding. Lineage: Eukaryota; Metazoa; Chordata; Actinopteri; Syngnathiformes; Syngnathidae. Gene Ontology annotation, cellular component: cytoplasm. Bases 166 to 1491 code for a protein of 441 amino acids. The record is from RefSeq and is a predicted model, not a curated record. The transcript is spliced from 10 exons.